Peromyscus californicus insignis is the source of this 8868-nucleotide messenger RNA. It is a transcript of the gene Trim33, whose product is annotated as tripartite motif containing 33. Gene Ontology annotation, molecular function: protein binding; zinc ion binding. Lineage: Eukaryota; Metazoa; Chordata; Mammalia; Rodentia; Cricetidae. The transcript is spliced from 20 exons. The record is from RefSeq and is a predicted model, not a curated record. Bases 29 to 3418 code for a protein of 1129 amino acids.
GCGGUCCGGCGGGUUCAAAGAGGAAAACAUGGCGGAAAACAAAGGCGGCGGUGAGGCAGAGAGCGGCGGCGGGGGCAGCGGCAGCGCGCCGGUAACCGCCGGGGCCGCCGGGCCCGCGGCGCAGGAGGCGGAGCCGCCUCUCGCCGCGGUGCUGGUGGAGGAGGAGGAGGAGGAAAGCGGCAGGGCUGGCGCGGAGGGCGGUGCGGCUGGGCCCGACGACGGGGGGGUGACCGCGGCCUCCUCAGGCUCGGCCCCGGCCGCCUCGGUCCCCGCGGCCUCCGUGGGCUCCACGGUUCCUGGGGGCGCGGCAUCGACGCCGGCCCCGGCUGCAGCGUCGGCUCCGGCCCCGGCCCCGGCCCCGGGUCCCUCGUCGGGGCCGCCUCUCGGGCCACCAGCCUCGCUCCUGGACACCUGCGCCGUGUGUCAGCAGAGCUUGCAGAGCCGGCGUGAGGCGGAGCCCAAGCUGCUCCCCUGCCUGCACUCCUUCUGCCUGCGCUGUCUGCCGGAGCCCGAGCGCCAGCUCAGCGUGCCCAUCCCCGGGGGCAGCAACGGCGACGUCCAGCAAGUUGGUGUAAUACGGUGUCCAGUAUGCCGUCAAGAAUGCAGACAGAUAGAUCUUGUGGAUAAUUAUUUUGUGAAAGACACAUCUGAAGCUCCUAGCAGUUCUGAUGAGAAGUCAGAACAGGUUUGCACCAGUUGUGAAGACAAUGCAAGUGCAGUUGGCUUUUGUGUAGAGUGUGGAGAGUGGCUAUGUAAGACAUGCAUUGAAGCACACCAGAGAGUAAAAUUCACUAAAGAUCAUCUCAUCAGGAAAAAAGAAGAUGUCUCAGAGUCUGUUGGAGCAUCUGGUCAGCGCCCUGUGUUUUGUCCUGUACAUAAACAAGAACAGUUGAAACUGUUCUGUGAAACAUGUGAUAGACUGACGUGUAGAGACUGUCAGCUAUUGGAGCACAAAGAACAUAGGUAUCAGUUUUUGGAAGAAGCUUUUCAAAAUCAGAAAGGUGCAAUUGAAAAUCUGUUGGCUAAGCUUCUUGAAAAGAAGAAUUACGUUCACUUUGCAGCUACACAAGUCCAAAAUAGGAUUAAAGAAGUGAAUGAGACUAACAAACGAGUAGAACAGGAAAUUAAAGUGGCCAUUUUCACCCUUAUCAAUGAAAUUAAUAAGAAAGGAAAAUCUCUCUUACAGCAGCUAGAGAAUGUUACGAAAGAAAGACAGAUGAAGCUACUGCAGCAGCAGAAUGACAUCACAGGCCUUUCCCGGCAGGUGAAGCACGUCAUGAACUUUACAAACUGGGCCAUUGCAAGUGGCAGCAGCACGGCACUACUGUAUAGCAAGCGGCUGAUUACUUUUCAGUUACGUCAUAUUUUGAAAGCACGAUGUGAUCCUGUUCCUGCUGCCAAUGGAGCAAUCCGUUUCCAUUGUGAUCCCACCUUCUGGGCUAAAAAUGUAGUGAAUUUAGGUAAUCUAGUAAUAGAGAGUAAGCCAGCUCCUGGUUAUACUCCUAAUGUUGUAGUUGGGCAAGUUCCUCCAGGUACAAACCACAUUAGUAAAACCCCUGGACAGAUUAACUUAGCACAGCUUCGACUGCAGCACAUGCAGCAACAAGUGUAUGCACAAAAACAUCAGCAGUUACAACAGAUGAGAAUGCAGCAACCUCCAGCUCCUGUACCAACAACAACAACAACAACGCAGCAGCAUCCUAGGCAAACAGCCCCCCAGAUGUUACAGCAACAGCCUCCAAGACUGAUCAGUGUGCAAACAAUGCAAAGAGGCAACAUGAACUGUGGAGCAUUUCAGGCCCAUCAGAUGAGACUGGCUCAGAAUGCUGCCAGAAUACCGGGGAUCCCCAGGCACAGCGGCCCUCAGUACUCCAUGAUGCAGCCCCACCUCCAAAGACAACACUCAAACCCAGGGCACGCUGGACCCUUUCCUGUUGUAUCAGCACACAACCCAAUCAACCCAACAAGCCCUACCACAGCAACUAUGGCAAAUGCAAAUCGAGGUCCCACCAGUCCAUCUGUUACAGCAAUAGAACUAAUUCCCUCCGUCACCAACCCAGAAAACCUUCCAUCGUUGCCAGACAUUCCACCUAUACAGUUGGAAGAUGCUGGCUCAAGUAGUUUAGAUAAUCUACUGAGUAGAUAUAUCUCAGGCAGUCAUCUACCCCCACAGCCUACAAGUACCAUGAAUCCUUCCCCAGGACCCUCUGCGUUAUCACCUGGAUCUUCAGGCUUAUCCAAUUCUCACACACCUGUGAGACCCCCUAGUACAUCUAGCACUGGCAGUCGAGGCAGCUGUGGAUCGUCAGGAAGAACUGCUGAGAAAAAUCAUAGUUUCAAAUCUGACCAGGUGAAGGUCAAGCAAGAACCUGGGACUGAGGAAGAGAUAUGCAGCUUUUCAGGAGCUGUGAAACAAGAGAAGACAGAGGAUGGCAGGAGGAGUGCCUGCAUGUUGAGCAGUCCUGAGAGUAGUUUGACACCACCUCUUUCAACUAACCUCCAUCUAGAGAGUGAGCUGGAUACAUUAACAGGCCUGGAGAACCAUGUGAAAACUGAACCUACAGAUAUGAAUGAAAGCUGCAAACAGUCAGGACUCAGUAGCCUAGUUAAUGGAAAGUCUCCAGUUCGAAACCUCAUGCACAGGUCAGCAAGGAUUGGAGGAGAUGGCAAUAGCAAAGAUGACGACCCAAAUGAAGACUGGUGUGCCGUCUGCCAGAAUGGAGGGGAUCUUUUAUGCUGUGAAAAAUGUCCGAAGGUCUUUCAUCUUACUUGUCAUGUUCCAACACUUCUCAGCUUUCCCAGUGGAGACUGGAUAUGCACAUUUUGCAGAGAUAUUGGGAAGCCGGAAGUUGAAUACGAUUGUGAUAAUAUGCAACACAGUAAGAAGGGGAAAACUGCACAGGGCUUAAGCCCUGUGGACCAAAGGAAAUGUGAACGUCUCCUGCUUUACCUCUAUUGCCAUGAAUUAAGUAUUGAAUUCCAGGAGCCCGUUCCUGUUUCGAUACCGAACUACUAUAAAAUUAUAAAGAAACCAAUGGAUUUAUCGACGGUGAAAAAGAAGCUUCAGAAAAAACAUUCCCAGCAUUACCAAAUUCCAGAUGAUUUUGUGGCUGAUGUCCGUUUGAUCUUCAAGAACUGUGAAAGGUUUAAUGAAAUGAUGAAAGUUGUUCAAGUUUAUGCAGACACACAAGAGAUUAAUUUGAAGGCUGAUUCAGAAGUAGCUCAGGCAGGGAAAGCAGUUGCAUUGUACUUUGAAGAUAAACUCUCAGAGAUCUACUCAGACAGGACCUUCGCUCCUUUGCCAGAGUUUGAGCAGGAAGAGGAUGAUGGUGACGUAACAGAAGACUCUGAUGAAGACUUUAUACAGCCUCGCAGAAAGCGCCUAAAGUCAGAUGAGAGACCGGUGCAUAUAAAGUAAAGUGACGUGGACUGAAAUCAGUCUUUUUUAAAAAGAAAGAAAUAACAGAAGAAGGAAACAAAACAAAAUGCCCUUUUAUUUAAGAGUUACUGGAAUAUCCUGUGUACAGUGGGUACCUCCUUAAGAAGCUGGUAGCUUUCAUACAGUAUUAGAUUGAAAUAAUGGACACAGAAAACAUUCUUGUCACGAAAUGGGGAGAGAAUGCUGCAACUUUACGAACAAAGUCAGAAGUGAAGGAGAGUGAGGAUUUGUUACAAAUGAAGAUGGUUUUCUGGCUAUUAGGAACUUAAAUGAUCAUGUGCGCUAAUUGGUGCAGGAUACUGAGUCAAGCCUACGAGGCUUAUGUUGCAUCAUGUGUCUCUGCUGGAGCACACAGUUACUCAAACAACUUACAAGCCUCCCCCUACACAGACACAAAUGGGUUGUUUUCUGGUUAAAAAUCGAGUAAGAUUCCACUUGAAUGGCACUAAAGGUGCAUUGAAUCAUGCCACUGUAUUUUCUCUCAUUUGGAUCUAUUGGGCCUUAGUUUUGAAAUUGGUUUAAAGAACCCAAUCAAUGGUAGUUUUAUUUUCUACUUAGAUGUAGGAUCUAUAAGAACAUAACCAUUGAUCAUCUGGUCAACUUCAGUGGUGUACUGAAAUGAAUAUGAUAAAACUUCAGUAGUGGAUCAUACAGAUUUAUGGACAUCAUUUCCAGAAAAUCCUUCUAAACAAUUACACGUACUGGUCAAAUCAUCCGAUCAUACAGUUACUCCCUCAAAAGGCAGAACAUUUAUUUCAGAAUUUUCUGUACAUGUAAAUUAGAUUGAGAAGGUGACAACUGACUCUCACCCAGUCUUUCUUUGUACCAGUUUCCAGUAGACCACUAUUGGUAAACAGAAAUCUGUCAGCUACCAAAUGUGUACAAUUUUCUGUAUUUCACUUUGUCUUAUUUGUAAAUAGUGAGCUCAGACUUCUGGCAGAUCAGCAACAUUUGCUGAGCCUGUUUUUUAAGCUAAUGUGUAUUCUUACUAAUGUUCCUAUCAAGAAUGGAUUUGUAAUAUAUGCUGUCUAUUUCUAAUGUUCACAUUCAUAUUUUGAGGUUCUAUCUUAUUUUAAUAGAGAACAGACUUCUCAAAAAAAAUCUUCAGAAGCAGCUUAUUAUUGAAAUAUCAAAAUAUUGAAAUAAACCCGGUGGGGUUAGAUUACUCAUCUGUCCACCAAGUGGGACAUGUGCAUGGACUGGGGGCUUUAAAUGACUUCGAAGAGACCUGUAAGUAAAUCCUGAAAACGAGCCAAUCCCCACUUGAAUGGUAAUUGGAAUAAACCCAACUUGAUUUACUGCCUGAGGACAGGAGUAGUACCUGAAGCAGAUAGACCAUCUUGAUCUGGUGUAUUUUUCUCCUCUUCGUUGUGAUGCUCAAAUCAAGUGUGCUCUAGACUGUGUGCGCAUCUCCGUUGGAUUAAAAGUCGUAGUCCUACUUUUGUAUGGACACAGUAGAAUUAUAAAGUGACCAAAGUAGAAUCAACAUCAGAAAUGUUUCAGGUGUCAGCAGAUAUGUGGCAAAUCAUUUGCCUCUUAAAAAAAUCAGUUUAAGCAGUUCAGACUGUAGACUUCCUCAGAAAACUAUUUGACAUAAUUGUCGAAGAAGUGAAUAUUUUUAGUGUGCAUUGAAUCAAAUAAAGUGCUCUAAAGAAAUUAUUGUACAGAUUCUUUUGGGUUUUUCUUUUUUUAACAAGGGAUGUGGGUAAAGAGGAGUAUGAUUUAGGUCUUCUCAUACUGCACUUAAACAAUAUUGAUCUUAUUAUUGCUUCAUCUCCUGGCUUCCUUCUAGCUUCUCUUUCCUUAUAAAUUAAGCUUCAUUAAAAAAAAAAUGCUCCAAACUGUCUUAUUUUAUUGAAGUUUCAAGUUCUGUUUUAUAUGAGGGGAAGAAAAUUUAUUUUUAACAUGUUCUUUUUAUAUCUAUUUCUCUUUUCUUUAAUACCCAUGAUUCUAGUUUGUAAGUAGAUGUAUAUCUAAGGGUACAUUUGUCAAGUGGGGAGUAAGGGUUAGCUUCAUUUUGUGAAGCUUCUGAGCUAGUAUUUUAUAUUUGUUUCUCAUAUUAAUCCUUUACAAUUUAGUAAUAAGUUGUAAAUGAGCUCUGUCAAGUGGGGCAAACUCAGAUUUUUAAGCAAAUGUUUCUCAAUAUUUGAUUCCCUGAGAGAGAAUAUUUCCUAAAAUCAUUCUCAUGUUACUUGGGGUUUUUGUUUUCCCUUUGUUUCUUUUAAUUUAAGACCAUCAAUUUAGAAGCUUCUUUAUGGUCAGUGUAUAAUUGGCUCCAUUUCUAUUAGCAAAGAUACCCCUAUUGCUGAGGAAUAAUUUUAAUUGCUAUCAACAAGCCUCUCUUAAGUGAUUAUUCACUUUAACUUUCAUAAAGCCCUUUUUUGCACAUUAAUUAUUUCAUUUCCAGGCUGUUCAGCUUUAACAUAAGUAUGGUUAAAAAGUAUACAAACUUAAAUUCUUACUCAAGUUAUCUCCCGUUUCCCUGUUUAUAUUUUUAAAAGACAGAUGCAGAGUGUCUUUUAAGUCCUGGAUGCAGAUGUGAUAACUCUGAUGUUUGCAUUCCUUGCUGGAGCCUCUGUCUCAGAUAUGGAGAAGAGUCCACAUGAUGAUUCCUUUAAGUCCUUCAAAGUUCUUGAUGGACUUUGGGUUAUUUUUCCCAUUAGAGAACUAGGGAUAAAUGUUCCUCAACCUGUUCUGCUGGCCUUAAUUUACCUAUCUCAACACUUGACUCCACUGCUUGACUGAGCUAAUGAGCUGCUUUAUCAGGUCUGGUGUGUGAGGGCUCUAGACGUCUGGUUAUAUUGUGAACCUUGCUUUACAUGCAAACACCAAACAGUUAGCACAGAGCUAUGGUAAAGCAUUAGAUCCCCUGCUGAAAUUGCCCCCUUUGGAAUCAACAGGUUGUGGGGUUUUUGCCCCCCCCCCCACUUUUGUUUCUUACAAAUCUUAGAUUAUUAAAAGUCAGUCCUCAUUCUUUCUUAUAACAGGUUUUGAGAUUUUUUUUUUUUUAGUUAAUCCAAAGACAGUGCUUUAAAGUGUGCAAAUUAUAGAUUUAUCAAUUACCUCAGCAGGUAUCCUGCCAUGUAUUUAUUAGUGAGUAGUGUUAGUAAGCCAACAGAUUCUGAGGUCUUCCAACUAUGCCCUUGGGUUGUGGCUUACCACAUGUUAUUAAACAGUUUGUUCUAUUCAAAAUGGGGAGUCAAUGCUGUAGUCCCCCCCCCCUUAGCCUCUACAUCUGGUACCCAGCCUCUUUCACGUACAGCACAUAAAGUACAAAAAUUCCGUUUCUUGUAGCCAGCAUUGGAUUGGAUCAGUAAAUAGGUUUGUUAAUAAAAAUUUAAGAAAAAAGCCUACCCACCCUAUCUCCCUCAAUUAAAACAAUUUCUUUGGGCUGGAGAGGUGGUUCAUAGGUGAAAAGCAUCUGUUCCACAAGCAUGAGGGUCUGGGUUUGGAUCUCCAGCACCUGUAGAAAGGUGGGCACAGUAGAGCCCAGUGCUCAUACAGUAGAUGGGAGGGAGGCAGAGGUGGCGUCUCCAAAAGCCCAAUGGCCAGAUAGCCUGGCAUGUUCAAUGCUGAGUUCCUCUCAAAGAUGGGAGGUGUAGACUAACACCUGAAGUUGUUGUCGUCUGACUUCCACAUGUGCACUCCAGCACACCCUCACACACAACCUGUGAGCAUACACACCUCCACACACGUCCUCACACACAACCGGCGAGCAUACACACCUCCACACAUCCUCACACAUAACCGGCGAGCAUACACACCUCCACACACGUCCUCACACACAACCGGCGAGCAUACACACCUCCACACAUCCUCACACAUAACCGGCGAGCAUACACACCUCCACACACGUCCUCACACACAACCGGCGAGCAUACACACCUCCACACACGUCCUCACACACAACCUGUGAGCAUACACACCACACACGUCCUCACACACAACCGGUGAGCAUACACACCCUCACAUACACCCUCACACACAACCUGUGAGCAUACACACUUCCACAUACCCUCACAUGAUAUGCAAGCAUACACACUGUCACACAUGCACUCUAGCACAUACACCCUCACACACAACAUGUGAGUGUAUACACCUCCACACAUGCCCCCAAACACAAUAUUUAAACGUACACACCAUUUUUGCCUCUUUACUAGUUAUCUGCUGAAGGUGAUUGAGAUUUUCAAGGUGUAUUGCAGUUGGAUUGUACGCCUGACCUGGAUUAACUUACUUCUUCCAGUUAAUGCUUCCUUGAUAAAGCAAUAACGCUGCUUUGAGUCUGUUGCCUAAUAGCAUGUCAUAACCCUCUCCUGGAUGGUGAUUUUUUAGGAAAGUUUGUAUGCAUAUCACCCAAUCUAUCUUUUAAAAAAUUAAGAAAUUUAAAUGUAUGCUGGAAGUAAUGACAAUAUAUUGUGGCAUUUUAUUUUAAAAAAAUUGGGGAAAGUUGCAUAUUUUUUUAAAAGUAGCUGUUUGAGUAAAAAAAAAACUGAAGGUACUUUUUUAAGAAAAAAAAAAUUUAUAUGCCACAGUUUACAUAGACAUUUCCAAAUGUCAGCAUUUACUCUUGGGUAUAAUGGCUUCUUUACUUGGCUAAAUGCAUGUUUUACUUGAUCAGAAGAUCUCUCCCAUCUUAGUUACUUCUGUUUCCUUACGUGAUCCUUUAUAUAUUUUUAUUGUAUCUAGAAGCUAAAUUAUCUUCAAAAGUAAGUUGGGUAUAUUUGUUAAACUACAGAAUGUAUAGAAUCAAGGUUAGCCCUUUUCUAGCAAGUGUUAUUUAAAAACUGAAAGUGAUACUGUGUUACAUUCAACGAAUUCCUAUGAAGGCACCAAAAUGAUUUUUUAAGUGCCACAAUACUCCACUCAAUUGUGGCCUAAAUUUCAUUCUUAAGAAUGAAAUGCUUGUCUGCUCCUCAUCUGAGAAAUGUAGGCAUUUACUAUGGUUUAAAGCAGCAAACCAUGGAUGUAAGCCUAUAACACAAAGUGUGUGCGUUUGGAAAGCCUGUUAAUUUCUGCGUAGACAUGCACACACAAAAGGGUCAAAGUCACAGCCUUACUAGUUCCUUCCUCCCAGUAUUUCAACUGGUCUCCCCUCAUUACUACUACUAUUUUUGCACAUAGUUAACUAUCCUUCAGAAUGAUUCUUUAAAAGUGCUGUUUCUGUGGUAUUGUAUUCUCUAAAUGAUCAUAUUUAAUUUUUUAAACAAGGUUACAAUUUCUAAUUGUUCUGUUCCUGUAUUUUUUGCUGCUGUGUAAUAAAAGCAAGUUUUUUCUUUUCAUGGUUAUUUAAUACAUUAGCUGCCUGUAAAUAAUUCUUGUUACAAUGCUCUGGAAUGUGUUGUAGAGGUUGUAUUAGAUUAGUUUGAAGCCUUGUUUAAAAAAACACAUUGUUUUGGUUAUUUCUAUUAAAUUAGAAAAUUGCAAAAGUU